This is a messenger RNA of Brachypodium distachyon (stiff brome), 2084 nucleotides long. RefSeq lists its product as uncharacterized. NCBI's taxonomy places the organism in Eukaryota, Viridiplantae, Streptophyta, Magnoliopsida, Poales, Poaceae. The transcript is spliced from 15 exons. Gene Ontology annotation, cellular component: nucleus. The coding region runs from base 872 to 1894 and encodes 340 amino acids. Gene Ontology annotation, biological process: protein desumoylation. The record is from RefSeq and is a predicted model, not a curated record. Gene Ontology annotation, molecular function: deSUMOylase activity.
CCAUCCGCAUCUCGCCCCCCCCUCCCCCCCCCACACACCCACCCAUCUCCCUCUCCUGUUCUCCUCUCUAACAGAAACCAUGCGAUGGCGGUUACAGGACUUGCACUUCCUGCGGUUCCUCGCCUGUACCUCGGUCAGCAAACGUGGUCAGCUCCUUGGACUGCAACUUCCCCACUUCCCCACUUCUGGGGGUUCAUUCCUUCCGCGUCUACAAAUAGACCAGAACUCAGAACACAAGUGAAGGAAGUGGACCUGGAGGCUGGAGGAGCUCCGGCGAGCUAUAGAACAUAAGUCAGAAGAUAAGUGAAGAAAGGGGAGGUAGAGGAGUUACGGUGAGAAAAGAGGAGAUAAGUCGGAAGAUAAGUGAAUAAAGGGGAGCUAGAGGAGCUACGGUGAGAAAAGAGUAGAAGGACGAGGAGGAGGUGCUGGAGCUUGUCGGUAAAGAAUACGUCCAUCAAAAGUUCCUUUUGGAAAUACUGCUCCAAUGCCUCCAUGUUCACCCACAACUUUUUGAUGAUAGCCUAUUGAGAACAUCAACACCAUGAUUGACUCUGGCAACGCCACCAUGACCACCACAGGCUGUGGGUCCACACAAGGUACAUAUUCCCUUUUCUUAGCGACUUUGGGCAACGACAUGAUCAAAUGAAAAUGCAGGCCUCUCGGUUCCUUCUAUCGUGUCUGAAAACAAAAACGACUCAAAUCCCCUUCAGGCUACGAUCAUGCCGAAUGUAGGGACGACGGUUUUAUCAGAAGAAAUAGAGUACAUCAAUUAUAUCAAACCCAAGUCCGCUGUACAAGAAGAAGAAUUGAUAAAGAUCCAUGAUUUGCCUUUGAAUUAUAAGAUUUUGAGGUCUCUUACGGAUGACCGAGCAUGGCUGGAAGGGGAUGUCGUAAGUGCUUACAUAUACGAUACGACUUAAGAACCCGGAAAAAUAUGCUCACACGAGUGGGUCGAAAGAUAUAUCUAGAGACCUCAAUUACUAGUGCUAUGCUGAAGCGGGAUGGUGGAAACAAUGAGGACGGAACGGAGAUUGAUGUCAACCCAUCGAAAAGAAAACGCCAAUUGAUAGUAAAAUUGAUUCUAGAGUAUUUGGACAACGACAUGGUAUUUUUACUGGUUAACAUCAAAGACUCGCAUUGGUACCUGGCAAAUAUCAAUGCUCCCAAACGCGUUGUACAGGUCCUCGACUCAUUUGGUGCUAUAAUGAAUCGCAAUGACCUCCAUAAGACGCUAAAAGGCUUGUCAAAAUAUAUCAAAAUUGUCCAAGAGACAAUGCCAGAGUUAACGUGCAAUAGAUGGCCGGAUAUGGACGUUACAAAAUGGGCAGUAGAGGAAAUGCUACGGCACAAAACGCAAACAGAUAGCUCAUCAUGUGGUUUAUUCAUGUUGAAAUACAUGGAGCAUUUCACGGGACACGAAUUGUCCGAACCAGUUAAACAGAGCGAUAUGUCAGCUUUCAGACACAAGAUGCCAUUCAUAUUAUUCGACACAGAACGGAACACGAAUCCUAGAAUAUUCUUUGAGUGUGAUCAAGAUCCCACCCCUGAAAUAACCGAGCCACCGGUUACAACAAAAGGAUCGAGCAUGGGAGUCGUGCCGGGCACGUCCAAAAUAACCGACCCACUGGUUACAACAAAAAAAUGUACCUCUGGGGUCUUCCCGGGCAUCUCAGAAAUCACGACGAAGCAAAUUUCUGACGGUUUGGAGCCUGACAUGAUUAUUGUCGUUGGCAUCGUAAGAAACCUUGGCUGGGGAGAAGGAUAUGCCCAUUUCAAUAUCGAUGAUUGCACCGGCCCCGGCAUGCUCAGCUUCCGAAGAUGGGUACAGAAUGAUGCAGAUGAAAAACAAGCCGCUGCAAUCAAGCAAGCAACUACUGCACGCAUUAUUUUGUGAUUGUUGUAAAGUACUAACUUUUUUUUUGGUACAUUUCCUUAAACAAGGGAUGGUAAGUAUUUCUCCGUCAUCGGCACCUUGAGACCAAUAAAGACUAUGGGUCAUGCUACUACCUACAAUGUGACGUAACCUUUGUAACGUAAUGUUGCCCAGGCAUUUCAAACGAUUAUAUGCAUAUAUAUAAUACCAA